UGAUACACAAGAACUCAUACUUAUAAUUUGAAAAUAGGACUAAGUUAUUUUCUUUCUCAACUAUUGCAUCUCUGCCUGUUGUUCUGUUGAAGACAGUGACAUUGGCUGGAUACUGUCCUGUAUGUCAGGUUGGUUGGGGGUACCUCCAGGGGUCAGCGGACAGGCACACUUAAAGGUUUGGGGCAAUCGAUAUCUCACUGAUGAUGGAUACAUCUUCCAUAAUUUCACAACCGUUACCAUUGACUCCAAGGGAUCUUCAGUAUUUAUCCAGACAGACAAACCAGUCUACAAACCCAAACAGAAAGUGCUGAUAAAUGUGUUCACUGUCACCCCUGACCUUCGACCCACCAAUCAAAAGGUAAGGUUUCUCUCUGCGUCUGACAUGUUUCAAUGUUGAAAAAUAAUUAAAAACAACAAGAGUGAUUUAUUAAACUAGUGACCAAUUACGGGCAACAACUGAACGAUUUUCAGAACCAGUUUUAGAAAUGAGGAAAAAUUUCUGUCUUCGCUCUUCAGUGAUGUCUGGAUUAGGGAGCUUUCCUACUUGUGAUCCAAUUCACUGCCCAGUGUGAUGUAAAUCACUCAUUUCUGGGUCAGUAUCUGCACCCUGUAGUUACAGAUUUUGGUGGAUUCCCUUCUUGCAUUCCCUCCUCUGUCAGUAAGGGGUACAAUGUCAGGAGGUUACAGCUGAGUGGGAUGUGGACCGAAUGAGUGGUGAAUUAGAUUUGUGUAAGUUCUAAUAAGACUUUUUUCAGGUUUAAAUAUAGAUUAA
Messenger RNA from Chiloscyllium plagiosum (whitespotted bambooshark), 772 nucleotides. NCBI's taxonomy places the organism in Eukaryota, Metazoa, Chordata, Chondrichthyes, Orectolobiformes, Hemiscylliidae. The record is from RefSeq and is a predicted model, not a curated record.